CGGCGGGCGGCGCUGCGGGGAGGAGGAGCGGUGGGAGCGUCAAUCCGGCCAGCCCCGGUCUCCGGCCGCCCAGGCCGCCCUCGCCCUUGGGGAUCCUUGGCUGCCCAGACGGAAGGAAAGUAGGCGCCGGAGAGCCCGCUCCGCAUUUUGAUUCAUCUCGGGCCCUAGAAGGAAUCCCAAGAAACUCAGAUGGCGUCCGGGGAUUUCUGCUCACCUGGAGAAGGAGUGGAAAUACUCCAGCAAGUGUGCAGCAAACAGCUUCCUCCUUGCAACCUGAGUGAAGAGGACCUGUUACAGAACCCGCACUUCAGCAAACUUCUGCUGAGUCUCUCACAGCAUGUGGACGAGAGUGGCUUAAGCCUCACCCUGGCAAAGGAGCAGGCUCAGGCAUGGAAGGAAGUUCGGCUACAUAAGACAACAUGGUUGAGGUCUGAGAUUUUACAGAGAGUCAUUCAAGAGCUGCUUGUGGACUACUAUGUGAAGACACAAGACACAAAUUUAACUUCUGAGGACAAAAAGUUUCAUGAGACCCUUGAACAGCGGCUACUCGUGACUGAACUGACACAGCUCUUAGGUCCUAGCCAGGAGAGGGAGAUGCCUCCGGUGCUCGGGCUGGAGAAGGCAGACCUUCUGGAGCUCAUGCCACCUUCAGAGGAUUUUGUGCGGAUGAGAGCUCAGCUCCCGCUAGAAGUGGAGGAACAGCUCAAGAAGAAAUGUUUUGCCCUUCUCUGCUACCAUGAUCCCAGUUCAGAUUCAGACAGUGAAACCCUGAAGGCAGCAAAGGUGUGGAAACUGGCAGAGGUCCUGCUGGGUGAGAAGCAGCAGUGCCAGGAUGCCAAGAGCCAGCAGAAGGAGCAGAUGGUGCUGCUGGAGAAGAAGAGUGCCACCUACUCCCAGGUGCUUCUCCGCUGCCUGGCCUUGCUGCAGAGGCUUCUUCAGGAGCACCGGCUGAAGACUCAGUCUGAGCUAGACCGCAUCAAUGCCCAGUACCUGGAGAUCAAGUGCAGUGCCAUGAUCCUUAAGCUGAGGAUGGAGGAGCUGAAGAUUCUGUCUGACACUUACACUGCCGAGAAAGUGGAAGUUCAUCGUCUCAUUAGGGACCGUUUGGAGGGGGCCAUUCGCCUCCAAGAGCAGGACAUGGAGAAGUCCCGACAGGUCCUGAACACCUAUGAGGUCCUCGGGGAGGAGUUCGACAGGCUGGUAAAAGAGUAUACCCAACUCAAGCAGGCAACUGAGAACAAGCGCUGGGCCCUCCAGGAGUUCAGCAAGGCCUACCGCUGAGCGCUGGCAGGGCCAGGAGGCACAGCUGCUGCAUGGGUGCUGCCUCCUUCUCUUCCUGCUAAUGGGACCACCUCCACCUGAGGCCACCGUCACUCUCAGGGGAGUGUGGGAACACUUGCUUGAAACACGGCAGUCCUUUAGGCAAUAUCCUGGUUUCUCUUCCUUGUUUACAAUGACGGAGUCUCUUCUGGAAAAUGUAGCUAGUUUAUAUAAUUUUGUGUACAGCUAUUUGUCAGUGUCAGCCCUGUAUUGUAGUUGAUUAUCUCUUGAAUAAAGUGAUGAUAUUGUGGCUUA
Molecule: messenger RNA, 1575 nt
Organism: Equus caballus (horse)
Lineage: Eukaryota; Metazoa; Chordata; Mammalia; Perissodactyla; Equidae
Gene: HAUS4
Product: HAUS augmin like complex subunit 4
Biological process (GO): spindle assembly; centrosome cycle
Cellular component (GO): HAUS complex
Molecular function (GO): microtubule minus-end binding
Source: RefSeq, a predicted model, not a curated record